Molecule: messenger RNA, 2926 nt
Organism: Fukomys damarensis (Damara mole-rat)
Lineage: Eukaryota; Metazoa; Chordata; Mammalia; Rodentia; Bathyergidae
Gene: Hnrnpc
Product: heterogeneous nuclear ribonucleoprotein C
Exons: 9
Coding region: 70-990 (306 amino acids)
Cellular component (GO): nucleus
Molecular function (GO): RNA binding
Source: RefSeq, a predicted model, not a curated record
UUACAGUGAGAUUUUUUUGAUCUUCAGCUACAGUUUUUGUCUUUGUUGCCAACUUUAUCAUCAGACACGAUGGCUAGCAAUGUUACCAACAAGACAGAUCCUCGCUCCAUGAACUCCCGUGUGUUCAUUGGAAAUCUCAACACUCUUGUGGUAAAGAAAUCUGAUGUGGAGGCGAUCUUCUCGAAGUAUGGCAAAAUUGUGGGUUGCUCCGUUCAUAAAGGCUUUGCCUUUGUCCAGUAUGUUAAUGAGAGAAACGCCCGAGCUGCUGUAGCGGGAGAGGAUGGCAGAAUGAUUGCUGGCCAGGUUUUAGAUAUUAAUCUGGCUGCAGAGCCAAAAGUGAACAGAGGAAAAGCAGGUGUGAAACGAUCUGCAGCGGAGAUGUACGGGUCAGUACCAGAACACCCUUCUCCGUCCCCUCUACUCAGCUCCUCGUUUGACUUGGACUAUGACUUUCAACGUGAUUAUUAUGACAGGAUGUACAGUUACCCAGCACGUGUUCCUCCUCCUCCUCCUAUUGCUCGGGCUGUAGUGCCCUCAAAACGCCAGCGUGUAUCAGGAAACACCUCACGAAGGGGCAAAAGCGGCUUCAAUUCUAAGAGUGGACAGCGGGGAUCUUCUUCCAAGUCUGGAAAGUUGAAAGGUGAUGACCUUCAGGCCAUUAAGAAGGAGCUGACCCAGAUAAAACAAAAAGUGGAUUCUUUACUGGAAAGCCUGGAGAAAAUUGAAAAGGAACAGAGCAAACAAGCAGUGGAGAUGAAGAAUGAUAAGUCAGAAGAAGAGCAGACCAGCACCUCCCUGAAGAAAGAUGAGACUAAUGUGAAGAUGGAGUCUGAGGGUGCUGCAGAUGAUUCUGCUGAGGAGGGGGACCUACUGGAUGAUGAUGAUAAUGAAGAUCGGGGAGAUGACCAGCUGGAGUUGAUCAAGGAUGAUGAAAAAGAGGCUGAAGAAGGAGAGGAUGACAGAGACAGCGCCAAUGCAGGUAACCCUUGACUAGAAAAUCAACUGGAUAUGUAGAAGAAAAUUUCAGAAGCCCAAGAUACUAAUAAAACCUGUUGAACGUUAUAGUGUUAGCCAUUGAUGUUUGAAAGAUACUAGACAAACUAGCCCAGAAUUCAAGGUGUCUGUCUACUUUACCCUUCCAGGACUUCCCCAGCACAAAGUGAUACAUGUAAGAUACUCAGAAAUGUUGUAGGUUGCCUGGGGAAGACUCAUCUCACGCUCCAUCUUUCGUUGCUCUGGAUUACAAUUCCUUCCUGUAUUUAAGAGCACAGUUGAUGACAGUGAUAGCUGUAUUUGAUCAGUUUUGACAUUCUAGGUUCCUAAGUCUAAACUUAGCAAAGAUGAUUAAAUUACCAAUGGUAAAAUAUCAUUUGAAAUCCUAUCAAAUGAUGUAGUUUAUGCUUUUUAAAAAAAUGGUUGUUAGUGGUUUUAAAGGCAUGGAUCCAUGUGGUGGGGUUAUAGUCAUUUUGACAUUCAAUCCUCAGCCCUAGAAAAUGAGAUUGAAAUUUGGUGGAGCUAUAGGAAUGACACUGCCAUUAAUUGGGAAGAAGUGGUCAAUUCGUAGGCAAAAAAUUAAAGGGAAUUUGGAUACCUGUCUAUCUCAGUCUUAAGGGGACUUACUGAAGAAAAGGGAGAGUUAAACAUGUAUAUGCAUUUUAAGGAUUCCCCCCCCCCAUGUCGAGGCCAAUUCUUGCUAAGUUGCCCAGCCUGGGCUAACACAUUGAUUUUCACAUCAGCCUCCCUGGGUGCUAGGAAUACUGGGCAUGGACCCCACCAUGCCUGACACAGAAAAUAGUUCUUUUAGAGCUGGGGGUGUAGCACAGUGAUGGAGCACUUGUCUGACAUACUUAAGGCACUGUUGUUCAUUAUGUAUUAUCUCGAAUUUUUUUUUCCCAUUUUAAAUGAGAAGCACGACCCACCUGAGUAUUGGUAUGCAUGUAGUUUGUACUGGGGAUUGAACCCGGGACCUUGUGCUUGCAAGGCAGGUAGCAAAACCUCUGAGCUAAAUCCCUGGCCCCCUACCUGAGUAUUGGAAUAGAAGUCCUUGUGUAGACAGGCAACCCAUUUGCUUUAAAUUCCAUUGGUAGAGAGCCACUUGGCCAUGAGGCAGAAAUUUCCUUUGGUGAGGAGGAUGAGUUGUGGAUUAAGAAAGCACACGGGGCUUUCAGAACAUUGUUCUAGAGGGCCUCCCUGGGUGACUGGCUAGUAAGGAAGUUAAUGAAAAGAUGCCUAUUUGGGAGUUAAAUGCAUUAAGGGAAAGGAGUGGCUAGUAAUCAUCCUCCCCCACACCCCCAUGGUUGUGAGGGCUGAACUCAGGACCUUGCACUUGUAAGGCAGUUGUGCUGUUGAGCUGAUCUCAAGCCACUUCUACUUAGCUUAAUUACAUAACAGCAGUGGAAAGGAAUGAGAGUACUUAAGCACCAGAAUCUGCACUAAAGUCUAAACAGGAUCUAGGGAGACAUCUGGUAAGGUUAGAAGGUGAGAAGGCAAAAUCCCAUUCUCUGCAUUCACACAGCAUGUUAGUUAGCCAAACUUAAUUUGUUGGUCUGGGCUUUUGUAGUUCAGGCUGGCCUUCAAACUUGGAACAGUCUUCCUGCCUCAGCCUUUCCAGGCAUGUGCCACCACACUCAGCUCCACAGAGUUUUGUGUGAGGAUAGAAAUGUUUUAUAAGGUGCCCAGUGUGAUACCAACUAGUGGUAGUGAAAUGUGUGCGGUGACUGAAAUAGUUUAAAUUUUACAUGUAAUUCUUUAGCAAGACAUAGCUACUUCGAGUAGCAUAAUACUAGAGAAUGAGAAAUUUCUAGACAAGGGAUGAUACUUGGUUAUACUUCAUGCCUAUACAUGAACAAAGGUGACAUAAUGAAGAUGUUGCAUGUCCUUGCUUCAUUGUUAGUUCUGAGGUCCUAAAUCAGUAGUGAAGAUUUUC